UUUCAGUGACUAAUUUCAAGAUAUCAAAGAUCAUGCGACGAUGAUUCCGGUAGAUUUUACAAAUUACGCGUCGUAGUUGUCGGAAAAUACAACGUAGAGACUAUAAUAUUUAAACUAUUGUUAUGCCCAUAUGAAAUAUACAAAAUGAAUGUGAUACCGUGUUGGAUAUUAAUUAGUGUAUUAGAAUUAGUAUCAGCAGAAUGGAAUACAAAAGACUAUAUGAAACGAGAACAUUCUUUGAUCAGACCAUAUCAAGGAUCUGGAAUGACAAUACCCUACUGGGAUUUUACGGGUAGUACAAUGGUGACAAAUAACUAUAUAAGAUUAACUCCAGAUUUGCAGAGUAAACAGGGUGCCAUAUGGAAUUCAGUCCCGUGUCAUGUAAGAAAUUGGGAGCUCCAAGUUCAUUUUAAAGUUCACGGAAAGGGAAAAGAUUUGUUUGGCGAUGGUUUUGUUAUUUGGUAUGCAAGAGAGAGAAUGAAAACAGGUCCUGUCUUUGGAAAUCAAGAUUAUUUCCAGGGAUUGGCCAUAAUUUUAGAUACAUAUAGUAAUCACAAUGGUCCACACAAUCACCAACAUCCUUACAUUUCUGCCAUGGUUAAUAAUGGUUCUUUGCAUUAUGAUCACGAUCGCGAUGGAACGCAUACACAAAUUGCAGGUUGUGAAGCAAACUUUAGAAAUUUAGAACAUGAUACACAUAUUGGUGUGAGAUAUGAAAGAGAUACACUAACUGUUUCCACAGAUUUUUCAAACAAAGCUGCAUGGAAGGAGUGCUUUUCUGUAAAAGACAUAAAACUGCCUACAGGAUAUUACAUUGGAAUUUCGGCAACAACAGGAGAUUUAUCUGAUAAUCAUGAUAUACUAUCCAUUCGUUUAUUUGAAUUAGAUUUACCAGAUGAUCCAAGAGAUCAAGAAGAUAGAUCGAAUAUUUUGCCAUCAGCUGCAUAUUUUGAUGCACCUCGAGAACACGUAGAUGACCCAAAACAAUCUGCAUUUAGUAGAAUAAUGUUUUUCUUUUUAAUGCUUAUAGCAGCGCUUGCAUUAAUCGCCUGUGUAGUAAUAGGUAUUAUGUGGUAUCAGAAACAUCAAGAAAAUAGCAGGAAACGAUUUUAUUAAAUCGCGGUGCUUUAUGAAUUAUUCCAUUUUUAAAUCUUUUGUUUCUAUUGAAUAUUCUUUCUUUAAAAAAUAAGGUGUAGUCAUAACGUGUUCAUAAGACUGUUCCCCUUAAUGUUAGAGUAACAAAUAUCCAUUCACGGUAUCUUCGAUUUUGAGAACGUUGUUUACGAGAUAUUUUGACGAAAAUAUGUCAACAAAGGAUAAAACUGUCAUAAUAAUGUAUAAAUAAUUGCAGCAAUCAUAAGACGUGUCCAAUUACGCCAUUCGCUAUUAUAGUUCUAAUAAUGUUUGUCAUGAAUAAUACAAAGUUCCUUUACCAAAUAUUAGUUUUCAUAUUCUUAAGUUGCUGCAAUAAAUUUCUUUUAGAAAUAAGUUGAAUUAUUCGCGUACGAAUUAAACAUAUUAUUCCUUAAGUGAAUUUUAGUUUGAAAAAAUGCGAUAAUUGCAAUAAAUUUAAGAGAUAAAAGUAAAAGAAUAAGUUUUCUGAAGCAACAUUAUAAUUCACAUUGUUAACGCAAAAUAUCGUACGUUACAUUACUGAUAGAAAAACGAACUCUAAAAAAUAAUCAUCGAUUUCUACAAGAGCGUUUUUUCUCGCUUUGACUUAUCAUUACGUCUAUGGAUUCGAUAUAAUAGAAAUGAUUUUACUGAUGUAGAUUUUAUAUUUGUAUAUAAAAAUUAUCAAUGUGGAAUAGUUAUAGUGAUUUCGUGCUGUACAAUUCGGUUUUAUACAAAAGAUAAAGGGAACCAAAAUCUUGAAAUAAACAAUUGUUAAGAAACAUAAUGUUAUUAUUUGUGAAAAUAAUGUACAUCACUCGUUGCCAAAUACAAAAAUUAAAUACAAAAA
Messenger RNA from Frieseomelitta varia, 1963 nucleotides. RefSeq names its product vesicular integral-membrane protein VIP36. NCBI's taxonomy places the organism in Eukaryota, Metazoa, Arthropoda, Insecta, Hymenoptera, Apidae. Gene Ontology annotation, biological process: endoplasmic reticulum organization; endoplasmic reticulum to Golgi vesicle-mediated transport; Golgi organization. The transcript has 7 exons. Gene Ontology annotation, molecular function: D-mannose binding. The record is from RefSeq and is a predicted model, not a curated record. Gene Ontology annotation, cellular component: COPII-coated ER to Golgi transport vesicle; endoplasmic reticulum membrane; Golgi membrane. Bases 145 to 1116 code for a protein of 323 amino acids.